This is a messenger RNA of Pollicipes pollicipes, 3640 nucleotides long. RefSeq names its product FERM domain-containing protein 8 Bili (gene Bili). NCBI's taxonomy places the organism in Eukaryota, Metazoa, Arthropoda, Thecostraca, Pollicipedomorpha, Pollicipedidae. Gene Ontology annotation, biological process: negative regulation of canonical Wnt signaling pathway. The record is from RefSeq and is a predicted model, not a curated record. Gene Ontology annotation, cellular component: plasma membrane; cytoskeleton.
GGGAACGCUGUGCUCGGCCUGUGUGAUGGACUACAGGAGCGUAGGCGACCUCUCCGGCCCCCAGGCGGACAAAGGUCAAUCCUACGUCACCGUCAUCCCGGUGGAGUACGCGCGCAGGAUGCCUGCUGGCCACGCCUACCUGGAGGACCGCUACUCCAGGGAGUACAUGCGCGACCGGCUGCCACCCGAGUACCUGGUGCGCGAGUACAAGAAGGUGUCGCGCUACGAGGAGAUGCGCUACUACGGCGGCGGCGGGGCCGGUGCGCAGCUGGGCUCGGCGCGCCCGCCGCCGCCGCCGCUCUCCAGCUACGAGCUGGGCGGCCUGGGCGGCCGGCGCCGCUUCGAGCAGCUCGACCCGCGUGUCCAGUGCUACCCGCUGUCGAGCACGCUGGGCCGGCGCAAGCCGAGUGAGCACAAGGUACGCGACCCGCUGGACGUGCAUGACGUGCAGCUGAGCCACUACAAGGCGCACCAGCACCACGGCGGUGCGCUGCACCACGCGGCGCCGCACCACGGUGGUCCGGCGCGGCUCGGUCAGCAGCAGCACCUGGGCCAGCAGCAGCACCUGGGGCAGCAGCACGCCAGCCAGCAGCAGCACAUGGGACAGCAGCAUACCAGUCAGCAGCAACACCUGGGACAGUCCCACGCGAGCCAGCAGCAGCACGUCAGCCAGUCGCAUCUCAGCCAAUCGCACCAGGUGCAGCAGCAUUCCAGCCAGCAGCACCCGAUCCAACAGCACAGCAGCCAGCAGCAUUCGAACCCGCACGCGUCCACCGGCGCGCGCUACGACCCUCUCAAGCAUCAGCGCGUCUACGACAAGGGCCUGUACGCCGACAUGAUGAAGGAGAAGCACGAGAAGACCGUUUACAACGAGCGCAUGCGCGAGGCGCACUCGGACUCAAGCGUGCUGGGGCUGCACGUGCACGGCCGACGCACGCCGCCUGCCGGCUUCCCGCCGCCGCCGCCGCCGGUGAGCGUGCCCCCGCCGAUGGCGCCACAGCAGAUCUUGCCGCCGCCGGCCGGCUACCAGAACCAGCCGGCCAAGAAGCCGCCGAGCCCAGUGCCGCCGCCGCUGGCGCAGCCGCAGGCCGGCCCUAUCCCAGGCAAGGUGGGCCGCGCGCCCACCCCCAACCGGCGUAAGACAAAAGCGGCGCCGCUAGAGGUCUGCGUAUACCUGAUGUCGCAGCAGGCCGUCCGCCUGGAGGCGGAUGACGGCGCCGAGCUGACGGCCUCGCAGCUCCAGCAGUGCGUCAUGGAGGAGGAGGACUUGGGCCUGCCGCCCAUGGCUUCGCAGGUCUUCAGCAUCUGGAUGACCUCGCCACAGCUAGAGAUACAGCUCAAGCCGCAUCACAAGCCUUUCCACAUCCGCCGGGAAUGGCGCGCGCUGCUCCGGAAAUACUCGUCAGCAGAGCAGGACGAAAUCAUCAGGGACGAACCGAUCGUCUCCUUCCAGCGCAGCGUGUUCUUCUCGAAAAAGGAUGAAAUGAAAAUCCGCGACCCGCGCGUGCUUGAACUGCUGUACGAGGAGGCCCGGUUCAACAUCCUGGAGGGUCGCUACCCGUGUGAGGCGAGCGACUACGACAUGCUGGCCGGCCUGCAGGCGCGCCUGGAGCUCGGCGCGUUCGACGCCGACGUCCACACGCCCGACUUCUUCAGGUCACACAUCGCCGAGUACCUCCCGGACCACAUGAUCAGCCACAGCUGGUCGCUGAUCAACAGGAUCGGCGGCAAGACCAGCACCGAGGCGCGCAUCAUCGAGCAGCUGCGGAGCAUACCGAGCGGCGCCACUAGGCGCAAGCUGGUGCGCAAGUACCUUGAGUUCUGCUGGUCGCUGCCCUACUACGGCAGCGCCUUCUUCCACGCCCAGGUGGAGAAGCCGGCCCGGUCGCUCGUCUCCGUCUUCUACCGGCCGGACGUGCCUGUGCUGGUCUCCGUCAACGGCCACGGAGUUUACGUCAUUGACAAGGGCGCACGGACGGUGCUGCUGGGUCUCAGCUACGACGAGCUGGCCUGGGACUUCGCCAGGCCGUGCCAGGAGAGCAUCCCCGACUGCAUGCCCUGCAUCUUCUUGCAGUUCCAGGCGGUCGAAUACGGCAUGCGCGUGUCCAAGGUCCUGCAGGUGUUCUCCAAGCAGUCGGCGCUGAUGGAUGCGCUGAUCGCGUCCUGCGUAGAGGAGAUCAAGCAGCGAACGCUGCGCUACGGCGACGAGAUCGACGCGCAGCUGUAUGACGCGGCCGACGUGGACGACGCGCUGGUGCCACUGACGACCGUCACGCGCCGCGAAAUGCCCGACAGCUGCCUCAGCAACAAGCUGCAGCGUCUGACUCUGGCCACCUUCAACGAGGACGGCGAGUGCAUCAAGAAGAUGGGCUCGUGGUCCUUCAGCAAGUAGAUGGGCUCAUGGUCCUUCGGCAAGUAGAUGGGCUCGUGGUCCUUCAGCAAGUAGACGGCUGGACGGGCGAGCCCCGUGGUGGUCGCCGCGGGCUCGGCGAUGGAACGGAGGCGUCACGACUGGUGGCGGUGGUGAUCACAGCCGUCGAACCUCCGGUGCUCUCUGGCCCGGCAGAAUAGUCUGAUCGGUGUUCGUGGCCUGGCCGAGCGGACUGCGCUGGUGGCGGAGUGGGCCGACGUCUAGUGAUAUUUGCCUAACACGUGACGUCAUUGGUGCGUGGCCGAUCAGGGUUGCCGUCGUCGACUCUGUGUUGGAUGAGACAGCUGCUGGGUUGCGCACUGCGUCGUUUGGGGUGAAGUGCCAGCGAACUCCGGAGUGGAGCAUGCUUAUGUCAGGUCGGCAUUUCGUGGUGACUAAACGAAACCUACGAGUCGGUUCUGGAGAGUGGUGUAUCGCAUCGUUUUGUUUGCUGUGGUGCAAAUUCUCAGAAGCUGCUUGUUCUCCAAGAUAGAACGAGUCAAAAACACGCUUUGCAUUGUUGGAGUGGUUUUGCUGCCAGUUUUCCCCACGUUGAUGAGAUGAUGUUACUCACGUUAGUUGGGAUCUUCAGGUUUGUUCAAGUAUUUAUCACGUGUAACGUGGCCAUCACAAAAUCAGAUACGUGCAUCCAGAUGUUGAUUGCAUAACGAUUACUGAUUCAUUGCCGGUGAGGACGGCAGCUUUGUCUUUGCUCAAACAUUGCACAUAAUUGUCAUUUUGACCUGUAGGAUUGUUGGUGAAUUCCCGUAUCGAAGUCGGACGACGUGAAGAAACUUGAGUAAGUAGUAAAUGCUUGGUGUGAGAACAAAACGAUUAGCUUCACACACGCCGGUGGUCAAAGCUGGAAAUGCGUGCAAUCAUUUUGCGGUCAUCUGUGACAGUCAUUCGCAGCAUUCCUUUCCGCAUGGAACGUCGAAUUCAAACGAUGCUGUUUAGAAUAGGGGAAUUAUUAUCGAGUCUGUUCUGCUGCAGGAAUUUGUGGCAUGCGUUGCUUACUUGUCAUUGUCGCCAUACACUUGAUAUCGAUCGAAAGGUUUUCAGUGACGAGAUGAAAGGCAUGGUCAGCAAUGAAAGACCCGUCACUCUGAGUGCUGGUCCUUCAGCGCGCGAAGCAAGGUGCGUAUUUAUCUCUGCCAUAACACUGGUGAGUUGCGUUAUUGAAUAUGACUGCACCAAGUGUACCCCAGGCUGAAGAAAAAGCGUAUUUCA